CUGCGUCUGCGCCGACCAGUAGCAGCGCAGCGUCGGUCCAGGUCCCAGCAGCUCCAAAAACCCGAGAGAGGAGACGAAUAACGGUACACUCCAAUAUUAAUGGAGCCGACCGCACAUAUAACCGCACCGUGUCUCCUCCUGUGAUGCAUUCAGGAACAGCAGUGUUGGGGAAACGGACGCGGUGAACGGCGUUUUUGGGGAGAGCUGAAGAAAAACAAGCGGUCCACCAUUGUCUGCGUAGAAAUAAGAAUGGCCUGGAUGUGGAAGAGGAAGUCGCUGAUCGCCACCAGUCUGAUCGUGGUGGUGUCGCUCUUCGUCGUGGUGGUGAACUACUCGGAGAAGCCCUACUUCCUCCUGCAGCCAAUGUUCGGUCAGACGUUCAGCAGCCACUGGAUGUUCUCCAAGCAGCCGUACAAGGCCUUUAAGCCUCACCUGGGCUAUGUUAGCAUCCCAAAACAGGAGCCUCUAAAGCUGCACUGUGAGCUCUGCAGCAUCGUGUCCAGCUCUGGACAGAUGUUGGGCCAGGCUGCCGGCCUGCAGAUUGACCGCUCUCCCUGCAUCUGGCGGAUGAACAACGCACCCACGCGGGGCUUCGAACGCGAUGUGGGCCAGCGGACCACCUUGAGAGUUGUCUCUCACACCAGCGUCCCACUGCUGCUGCAGAAGCCCCAGUACUUCUUCGGCCAGGGCAACGACACCGUCUACGUUGUGUGGGGGCCGCUACGAAACAUGAGGAAGGAUGGGAAGGGUAUCGUGUACAACAUGCUGCGACAGGCGGCGGAGAACUACCCUCAUGCACAAAUCUACGUCACCACAGAGGACAGGAUGAACUACUGCGACAUGGUCUUCAAGAAGGAGACAGGAAAGGACAGGAUCCAGUCCGGCUCCUACCUCAGCACCGGCUGGUUCACGCUCAUCCUGGCCAUGGACAUGUGCAAAGAGAUCCAUAUCUACGGCAUGAUAAAUGACACCUACUGCAAGACAGAGGGUUACAAAAAGGUUCCCUACCACUACUACGAGGCAGGCAGUCGGGACGAGUGUGCAGAGUACAUGCUCCACGAGAGCGCCCCCUACGGCGGGCACCGUUUCAUCACGGAGAAGUCUGUGUUCGCCAAGUGGGCCAAAACUCAUGCCAUCAAGUUCUUCAACCCACCUUGGCAGCUGUCGUGACCCUGGCUGAACCCACGCGGAAAUACGACACCAUCGUCAUUAUCAUCGUCAUCACUAUCUGGGAACCGGCUGAAUCUCAACACUGACAGAAAGCGUGUUCCUUAACAUACACAAACAUCAAUUUUAGCACAAAUUACACAGCAUAUCCAUUAGAAAAAGGUUGGUUGAGGGUUGGCUAAAAUCCAGGAAGUGCUUGUUUUUUUGUUGUUUUCUGACAAUGGCCGCUCAAUCAGACAGACUUAUAAUUAAGGUUUGACCAACCCGUACUGCAAAAACAUAUCUCUUGAAAAUUAAGUCUUUUUCACCUGAAUUAAAGAGCUGAAGAAAGUGCACCGCACUCCACUCUUCAUUGACUAAUUGAUCCAUUUGCUGCUCUGUGAGUAUAGCAAAGGAUGCCUCCAUGACUGUAAAAAAAAAAAAGAGAAAACAACAUGAAUAAGAAACAACCAUCUGCCAACUUGCAGUGACCUUAGCGGCUCACGUGUCAGCAGCGCUGUACAUCGCAGAGGCUGCAUUUCAAUUUUUUUUAGGCCUGUAGUUGAAGGAGAGCUCAGCUGCUGCAGAGACGAGUCACGUUGCCAUGGACAUCUGAUGAGCUCGCCUACUCUGCUUCCUCUGGGUGUCUGUCUUCUUCUGUCAGGCUGUAAUUAAUCUAUAACAAGUAUAAUUCAAGCCUUCAUCUCGGACUGACGGAGCAUUGAAGGCAGCUUUCAAUUUACUCUGCUCCGUCUUAGGAAGCUUCAACAAACAAGGUCUUUUGAAACAGAAAAUGCAAGCAAACAAAAACCAGUUUUCAGUCAAACCAGAUGUGUAGAUGUGAAUCAGUUUUCUUUUUUUUAUUGUUAUGCUUGGUUGUGUCACACAACUUAAAGAUGUCAGCUUUUUUUCUUUUCUAAUGCUGUGAAAAUGAAUGAGACAUAUUUUGGCGUUGACUUGAUGUCCGGUUGGCUUGAAGUCCGGAUGGGUUGCUAAUUUAUUCUCCAGAGAUAAGUUUCUAACGCUCUUUAACAGUGUGCCAUUGACAAUGUGAGCAUCACAGCACAUAGAGCAAUGUGCAAUUAGAAACUCCAUCCUUACGGAAGGAGUUAAAUCAUUUGUGACCCUGCAGAGGGAGAGAUUUAUGUGUGCAGUGAAACCAUUUGAAGUUAAUUGUAUUCUAUUAUCAUUUUGUGCCUGCAAUAUACUCUGCAGUUCAUUGUAUGGAGACAGAGGAAGAUUCUCUCUCGCUCAUAUUCUCAUCCAGCUUUGUGCCUCUUUGUGUACAGUAUCACUGUGUGAACACAUCUUCCCAUUUGUCUUUGAACGCAGCGUGCGUGUCUCCUGGUUAGGCCCAUUACAUUUGAAUGCACCUGUUCCAGGACAGUGAAGAAUAAUCAGUGAAGUGCUGAGGUGUGUAGGUUGGCUGGUAGCUGUGGAGCCUGAGACACUCUGGCUGUGACCAUGACUCCCCCCCUCUCGAGGCUGUGAUUAGUGUCCCGGUCAGAGCUGUGGCCCAGGGGGAAGGACUGGAAGGAUUCAAAGACUUCUAAUUUAGGCGACUUGAUGCACAGGGUCCCUGACGAUUGUAAUAUACUGCAGCUGAGCUUCACAAUCUAGCUCCUACUGCACAGUACUGUUUAUUAUCACACUCCAUUUUGAGCUGUUUCACAGAAGGCAUCGAUUUGGUGAUUUACAGGUCAAAAGACAUGUUCCUUAAAACUGGCAGGUUCUUGGAUGUCUUGGAGUAGCUACUGUGUCAUUGAGGAAUUUGAGGUUAGCAACUUGGGAGUUUGAAUUGUAUAGUGUGGUUAAGAUUUUACAAGCCAAUUACAACAGUUUUUGACUGGAAAUGUUUGAAUUUGACUAUUUUCUAAAGAUAUUUUGGCAGCUUUUUAUGCCUUUAUUUUUGAUAAGACAGCUAAGGGUUGACAGGAUGGGGAGAGAGAGAGGGAGGACAACAUGCAGCAAAGGGCCACAGGUUGGAAUCGAACUCAACCCGCUGCAGUAAGGACUGCAUGGGGCGUGCACUCCAACAGGUGAGCUACAGUGCAGCCUAGAUUUGACUACUUUCAGGUCAAUAAAUUAAUAUUUUAUGGGGCCCUCACUUCUGUACAGGCAACUUCUGUAUGUAAACAAUAUGCGUUGAGGUGUCUCUGGGAUUUAUGCAUUAUUUACGUAAUAUACGCAAUUGCCGUAUCUAGCAACUAUAUACAAUAUAAAUCGUACGGGCUCCGUAAUGUGAGGAAUUAACAACUAAUAUAUAAAUAAAUGUUGAAAAGACCUGGUGCACAGCAGUGCUUCUCUUCUGGGUGCCAGCUGAUGCACAGCAAACCAAAGUUAACCAGAUAACAAAAACAUAUUCCAGCACACACCAGGAUACUAAGAUUGUCUUUAUGACAUUAAAAACUAAACAAAAAGGAGCCAACUCUGUUUCCCAUGUUGCUUUAUUAGAUUCGCUCUGUGCUUAAUUGCCAUCAGGUGUGCCUUUAAAUAAUCAUGUGCUGAUUAGCAGGAAAUCCAACAGGUUCGGGCCUUAAUUUGUUGUCUGUCUGUGAAAAACAAAUAUGAUAUGAAAUAAUGAUAUAAAAAUGUACAGAAACAGCUGCCUUUUUAGUAAUGGGAAUAUUUCCAGAAUAUUGUGUUUUCUUGUAGUACUUGAAGGCUGAAGUGGCCCUCCUUUGAAAUAACAAUACCAGCCCAGCAGUGGCCCCAAGUCGAUUUGUGGUUAGCUGCAAGAACCAUUAAGUAUAGGUUUGCUGUACUAUAAGUGUGCCUGAUUGAUUAGUUAUUAUAAUAAGUGCUAAAAGAGCUAUAGAUAAAAUUAGAGCUCCUGUGCUUGCAUGUUUACUACUCCAUCUCCAUGAACAACUCCCCUGAUGAAGAUAGUGUGAAAUGGUUGAAAACGUCCAGAAAAAGUAAAUAUCUGGAGGAAUGUUUUUAGCUUUAUUACAGUUUUAACCAAGACGUCUAUUUUGACCUGCAAAUAACCAAAAUCCUGCACUCUGGGUUCUUGUGUGUCAGCUGUUUGUUUGGAAACAUGUUUGGCUUCUUUUGCUUGAGGAACAGGAAAAUCUGAUCUCUUUCUAUGUUUUCCAGCCAAAGCAAGGUUUGCUCAGCACUUACUAAAGCCUGUCCCACACCUCGAAACUCAUUGUAAGUCAACCUUGCUGACAGGAGCGUCAUCAAAAUGUAAAAACGGCCUAUUUUAAAUUCCUCCCAGUGUAGCUCAUCGGAUAGGAGGCGGCCAUAACACAGCCAGGGUCAUGGCUCAGAUUUCCUCUGGGACAACAUGUGCUUGAGAGGUACGCUGCAGACCAGCACUGCGAGUAGCUGUGGAUCAAAGUGUCCACCACACGAUAUAUGUGAAGCAGAAACAUCUUUCGGUACUAUUUUCCUGUUCAGAAAGCCUGUAGAUAAGAUCUGGGCCUCAGGAAAGAGUUAGAAAUUAUACUUUCUUUCUGUUCCUGUGGGCAAACAGCCCUUGAUACUGAAGCGUUAAUUCAAACAGUAUGCCAUGCAUGUUACAUGAUUAACGUAAAUUUUUCAUACAUCGCCAUUCAGCCUGUGAUUGUGCAGUCAUCUGGCAGCUCUGACCAAUCAGAUUUACCUCUGCUGUACAGUAUAUCCACCAUAAAUUGUAAAGCGCUUCACACCAAGAUAGGAUAUUAGGUUUUUGCUGGGAGACAUGUUUUAGGUGUGUUAUGGUGCAUUAUUUUAAGAUUAGUUUUUAAGUUGUUUACCCAAAACUGGAAGAAGAGCACUAUGUUUCAUUCUAUUCAUGUUCCAUCCUCCUUUUUUUCUUUAGAAUACUGUUUUUGUUUUUUUGUCCAUGUAGUGGUUUGUGUGCAGCAUGUCUUCUGCAGGUCACAUGUUGCCAACAUUUCUUUGCUGCUUCAGGCUGUGCUCUCGGUUAUUUUAUGAUCAACAAACACUCCAUUGUUCUCCACCAGAACACACUGGAAGAAUACCCACUGAUGUAUUAUACAGUACAUUAUGGAGAAUACGCCCUUUUAUAGGCUCCCAUGAAUCAUCUAUGGCUCACAGGGAGACGACUGUAGACACUUUCACUGUGAAUAAGUAACAAGAUGAAAAAUAAAAUGUGAGCAGAGUGGGAAGUAAACUAUUGGAUACUUUUAAUUUUUAUUUAUUUCAAGGAGAUUUUUUGCCGGGAGUUGAGAUGAGAAGUUAGAUGAUACCACUAUCAUAUCCGUCUGGUAAAUAUGACGCUACAGCUAGCAGCCAGUUAGCUUAGCUUAGCACAAAGACUGGAAACAGAGGGAAACAGCUAGCUUGACUCUGACCAAAGGCAACAAAAUCCACCUACAAGUGCCUCUAAAGCUCAGUAACCGCGAUUGUGUCUCAUUUGUUUAAUUUGUACAAAGGUAAAAACAACAGUUUGUUUUUUACAUGUGGUCAUGUGCCAGACUACUUCUUGGCUCUGAGCCGUUGCCAGGCAACCAGCUGACCUCCAGGAAGUUACACACAAAUCUUUUUAUUAAUAAUUUCUUUAAUAACAACAAACAGUGUUCUAGGACAAAUCAGCAUCCACCAGAACACUUGUCAUUACAAAACUGAAACCUUCAUGACUUUAACAAAGUGCAGAAAAAAAACUACAUCUUCCCCCCCAAAAAUUACCAGCAGUGCAGGUACUUGUAACUGGGUCUCCUCCACAUUAAAACUCAACAACACUCUCUUCUAAAGUCAGCAGUUAAGUUGUAAUCCCUGUUGUCUAAAUACCGUUCAGCCAUCUCGUCACGUCUGACCUAACAGCGACCCCUCGACGCGCUCAUGGACUCCCCUCGUUUGUGGAGUCGUGACAUGUAGCCAGCUAACGUGUAAAAUUUAUGGGAAAUGGUGUUUGUUAGAGCUGAAGAACAGAAAACUAUAUUGAUUGUCUACAUGAAGUGAGCCACAUGACGUACAGUUGAGUCGGUCUCUUCCAAGGCUUCAUUUCUUGUCAUUAGUGUAGUUAAACAUUUCGGUGGGAUAUUAAAUGAGGUUUUUGUACUUCUGGAGGAGAAGCAGGGAGCUUUGGUUUCAUUUUUGUUUUUGUACUGAUUAAACAAAAAGAAUAUAACCUGUAAAACAGUGAGCCUCAUGAGAGACAGAGCCAGACGAGCUGUUUCUCCCUGUUUACAGUAAGCUAAGCUAACCAGCUGCAGGCUGUAGCUUCAUGUUUACUUUACAGAUAUGGGAGUGGGAUCAAUCUUCUCAUCUAACUCUUCGCCAAAAGGUGAAUAAGCCUAUUUCCCAAAAUGUUGACCUAUUCCUUGAAUAACAUGUUUUGCCCUGAAUUCUUGUUAGUUUCUGGCUCUUUUGUUUUCAUCCACAGCCUGAACGGAUCAUUUAAACUGGCCUAAUUUCACGUUCUAAGCAGUGGUGAUUGCUUGGAAAUGGUUUCAUCCAUCGUCAAACCUGAAGCAGACUUUUCUCUCUGUACCUUGCUGUAUAUAUGCAAAUGAAAAAAAACAAAAGAAAACAUUUGCUUGUCCUCAGUUGCUCUGUAACAGACAGUGGAAUGAGGUAGGAAAGAAAGUUGAAAAGCAAAUUGAAGGUCACUUCCCUUAAAACAGAGCUUGCUUUAAAAAAACAGAGUCCUGAUUAAAACGUCUCUGUCUCGAGGUCUGUGGAACAAAGAUGUGAAUUUCAUUACUCGGUUUAAAAUGCUCUCAUUAUUUCGGCUCUUUUCUUGCUAUGAUCAGUCGAGGUAAUUACUGUCUGUUUUGGAGUCGAGAGUUCAGAUUUUAAAGAACUUUUGAUUGUCUGACUCCACUUUUUGAAACCUCUUUAGUUCACUAUGUAGCAGUUUAUUCACUCCCUCCUGACUGGCGCACUUGUUGCCAUUUUCCCAAAUGCCUCAAGUGCUUUCUUACGUUUAAAAAUUCAUUUGAUUUUCUCUUUUCCUGUGUGCAUGUCUAACUAUUAUUUUUGUGUUGUAAAGCACUUUCCUUUUUGAUUUUGAGGUCAAGUGUCCUUGUGAAAUGUGUAACUUUGGGUGUGUGUUGAGUUACAUAGAAUGUAAUAUAACACUGAGGUUGUUAUAAUGAAAGUUUUUUUUGCUAACACAGCUAACUCACUCGUUUUAUCGGUGGUAAAAUAACAUCAAAAUGCUGCAUGAAUUAUUGCAGGUUAUUGAAAUGUACAUUUUGUUAAAAUAAGUAGUGGUUAUAUGUAUUAUUCUGUCAUUUGCUGUCUACAUAUUAGCUAAAAUUAGAAAUAUUGUGAAUGUUCUUUAUUUUUUACCGAUGUGGAUUCUGUCCUCUGUGUCUUUUAUUCUCUGUGGGGAUUAAAGAAAACCUUAAACCCUG
This is a messenger RNA of Morone saxatilis (striped sea-bass), 7457 nucleotides long. It is a transcript of the gene st6galnac3, whose product is annotated as ST6 (alpha-N-acetyl-neuraminyl-2,3-beta-galactosyl-1,3)-N-acetylgalactosaminide alpha-2,6-sialyltransferase 3. The transcript is spliced from 5 exons. Gene Ontology annotation, molecular function: alpha-N-acetylgalactosaminide alpha-2,6-sialyltransferase activity. The record is from RefSeq and is a predicted model, not a curated record. Lineage: Eukaryota; Metazoa; Chordata; Actinopteri; Moronidae. The coding region runs from base 250 to 1170 and encodes 306 amino acids. Gene Ontology annotation, biological process: ganglioside biosynthetic process; oligosaccharide metabolic process.